AUGGCUACAACACACCAAAUUCCUGUACUUAAGCAAUCUAAAGAGCCAGAAUUCACACGAGAUCAGAGACUGCGCAUUCAGACUCUAUUUUAUGAUGCUAAUCUCACCCGGGAUCAAAUUUGCCUGCAAACAAGGCACACUUAUCGCCAAGUGUACUAUACACUUCAGCACCCUUCUCAGGAAAACCGGCAGACUCCAUGGAAUCAGAUCCCUCAAAUCCUCGGCUGGGAAUGCGGGGAAUAUGCUAUUAGGACAGCAUUCAAGAGAGAAGGAGGCUUGACGGACGAGCAGUGGGAUGAAGUUUUAUGGAGUGAUAAAACUUGGGCACAACUUGGGAGGCAUACACGUAUAAGGGUUAUUCGCAGACCUGAGGAGAAGCAGAAUAAAGAUUGUAUGUUUUGGGGUUCAAUUAGUAAGAAGUAUGGACGGCAUAGAAGGCUCUUCUGGGAGAAGGAUUGGGAGACUAUUAAUAAAGGGUCUUAUUAUGGGAUUAUUGUGCUUGUGGUGAAUGAAAUUUUGCAACAAUACUUAGAGUUGCAGUUCCAGCAAGAUUUAAGAGUCAUUGAGUGGCCUCUUUGUUCCCUAGGCUUUAGCCUUAUUAAGAAUCUUUGGGAUGAUAUGAAAGAUUAUAUCCAAGAGCACUACCCUAAAGUGCACAAAAGUUACAAGAGAUUAAGGCAAGUAGUGCAAAAAGCUUGGGAAUCCAUUACUCAUGAGAGAAUUAGAGAGCUUGUACAUAGCAUGAGAGAGAGAUGCCAGGCAGUUAUUGAUGCUGAUGGCUAG
Mollisia scopiformis is the source of this 783-nucleotide messenger RNA. RefSeq lists its product as uncharacterized. The record is from RefSeq and is a predicted model, not a curated record. Lineage: Eukaryota; Fungi; Ascomycota; Leotiomycetes; Helotiales; Mollisiaceae. Gene Ontology annotation, molecular function: nucleic acid binding. Bases 1 to 783 code for a protein of 260 amino acids. The transcript is spliced from 5 exons.